This is a messenger RNA of Prunus armeniaca (apricot), 1119 nucleotides long. NCBI's taxonomy places the organism in Eukaryota, Viridiplantae, Streptophyta, Magnoliopsida, Rosales, Rosaceae. The record is from the annotation of a GenBank genome assembly.
AUGCCACCUUGGAGAAUCUGUUGGGACAUUCUGGAUGAUCCAGAUCUGGCUACAGGUCUAUUUCCUAGAAUUGAGCCUGGGUACAGAUUGUUUGAGAAGGAACCUGAGGAUGAAGAGGUUAGAAUUGACUUCAGGAAGAAGUUCCUGAGUGUAAUGCUGCUCCGGGACCUGCCUUUUGGAGGUGGUAAGCCUCCUAACUAUCAUUUAGGCGGAGAGGUCUAUCACCCCAACUUAUGUGCCAAGCAGCUUGGCUGUCCCCAGCUUAUUCCUUUGAGGUCUUAUAGAAGAUGCCCUUUAAACAACAGUGCAUAUGCUAGGUUCAUUGGUCUGCCAGAUUCCAGUUCUGCCACAAAAGUGCUUUUUGAUGGCUGGGAUUCUUGGAUUGUCCACGCAGGGGCAGAGGCCAAGAAAUUUAUGAUGCAGACGAUCAAAGACAUCAAUGCCCAAGUCAUUGAAGGAACCUUAUGGGACAAGCUGUUUAGGUUGGAGAAGUGUUUGGUAGAACAGCCAACUAUUGAGGUGACUCUUUUUGCCAAAAGGAACAAGAGAAAGGAGACUGUCCAGCCUGAAACCUCAGCCGAAAGUCCCCAUCCUCCUCCUACUAGGUCAAAAAGACUUAGGAAAAUAGCCAUGGCGGAAUCUGAGGAGAUAGAAGAACUCGCAGCAGUUCCUACUGAAACUUCUAGGACUGAUGAAGAGCUGAGGGAAGCUUUUGAAGCUGUAGGGCAGAAGAAGGAAGUAGACGUCUCAACAGGAGAUAAGAGAAAAGGCAAAGAAGUCGAAGAUGAGGAGGAGAUCCCUGCUGAAAUAAUAGCAGAGAGCAUUGCGCUGGCUAAGCAACACAAGAAGCUCAAACGACAGGACCUACUAGUAGAAGAGGAGAAAACUAUUUGGACUUUGGCUGUGGUGACCAGCCCUUUCAAACCUCAUGUUGUGGCUAUGCCCAUCCAUUCUGUUCCAGGUUCAUUUACCACAACCUCCUUUGCUAAUCCAGAAUUGGCAGAGUUCGAAGCUAUGGAUCUGGAUGCUCAGCUGGACAAGCUAGAGAAACUCAACUCUAGUCCUGGCAAAGCUAAGUCCAAAGUAGUGGGUGAGGCAGUGGAUAGAGUGAGAAUCUAG